Botrytis cinerea B05.10 is the source of this 3425-nucleotide messenger RNA. RefSeq lists its product as hypothetical. Bases 238 to 3012 code for a protein of 924 amino acids. The record is from RefSeq and is a predicted model, not a curated record. The transcript is spliced from 2 exons. Lineage: Eukaryota; Fungi; Ascomycota; Leotiomycetes; Helotiales; Sclerotiniaceae.
GGUCCAUGAUUGAGGUCUUUUUGAUUUAUGAAAACACAAGUUAAAGGACCUUCUACUGCUGCUCGGUAGUUGGAAGACAUGACAUUAAAGAACAAACAUUCUUAAAUUUCAAUAAUCUGCGAAUAUUGAUCCUGGACUCUUCUGAUAUUGUUUCAUUUUCUACAAAGAUACAUUCGAUUACAACAUACGACAUAGGAUUGUGUGACAGUGAAUGCGCGUCCGAAGAGGGUAUUCAAUAUGGAGGGUACAUCAUUUGAGACAGGAGAGAAUUGGGAAAUAUACAAAGACGCAUUUGAACCACAGCCCUCGGGAAAAAUAUUAAAAGCCUGGGAACGAGCACCCGUCACCUCUCACGCCCCGCGUUUACACGGCCAGAAAAUAUGGAAAAAGAGAGGCGGAUUGCGAGGUGGGCAAGAGGAUAAGGAGAAUUAUAAUGAGGCGUUUAUGGAGCUAGAGAAAGAGGGUGCGGGUGCGAGGAAAAAGCCAAGGGUGUUGGGAAUUAAAGAGGAUAUUUCGAGAGCGAAGUGGCAUGAGGGAAAAGAUGAGAGGGAGACCUGGGAUGAAGACUUGAUGAUGGGUGGCGCUAGUCCGAGGAAGAAUGCAUUGGGUACUCCAAAUAAGUUGCAGGUGGUGCCUAGGAAGAGGACAAAUGCAAAUAUGGUUAUCACGCCUAGGAAAUCCUCGAGGCAGACGGUGCUGGGUGAGAAGGGUCAAGCUUUGAAUAUGGAGCUAUCACUCUCUCCAGGGAAGGAUAAGGAGGUGAAUGGUAGCCCGAUUAGGAAGAGAAAGAUGGCGAGGAAAAGCAUGAGAAAGUCGAUGGUGCCAUUGGAGAAUACGCAAAAGGUUGAUGACGAGAAGCAUCAUAGACGACACACUUCUUUACUGUUCGAUUUUGAAAUGGCUGCUGGGGAGAAGGAGAUAGAACCCGUGCAAGGAUUAGAAAAAUCGCCCAAGAAAACGCCAAAGAGACAAAGCCUUCGAAGAUCAAUGCGUGGAAGAGUUUCAGAGCCGGUUCAGGUGCUUGAGAAGUUCCUGGCGAGAGAAGACAAGAAACGAACCUCAUAUGCUGGACCCAAUUCUGCUCCCUUGGGAGAAAGAACUAUUGAAAGUCAAGCAGGCGCAAUGGAGGUAGACCACAAACAAAAUGAAUCUUCCGAAAAAGACAAGUCUCAAGGCACAGCACACAGCUCAAUCACAGAAUCAAUCAAGGAGCAGGAUAUAUCACUUACAGCUCCCCAAACCGAACUUCUUCAUGCAAACCCAGAAAGCGCACAAGCCCAAGCCGUGGACAUUCCUACCCAAAAAACUGUUAAAGGCGCCAAGCAAAAGAGAACAAGCUCACGUCGAAGUACACGUUCAAGUGAUCGAUUGGAGCUUGAGGCGGCCGCUAAAAAGCCUCUUCCUGUGGAGAAUACAGAGGCCAUCACUUCAACCACUCGUACGACGAAUAGUCAAAAUCUCGCGUCCUUGGUGUCUUCACAAAAUACUGAUGAUAUUCUGAAUACGACACUGACUUCCACACCAGAUCUUGAUCUUCAAGAUGUAGUUCAAGAUGCUGCGGUUAAAGAGAUGACUGAAUUCCAAGGAGAGUCAAGUAGUCCUGAAGUGCCGACUUCCGUUCAAGAAAUAAAUCACAUCCUUGAAGAACUUCUUGAACAGUCCGUCACUCCCAACGAUAAUUCAAAAAGUACUGAGUCACAAGCACCCAAUGACGAUUCAACGGAUGAAUUGCCGGCUAAUGUUCAUCGACAACAAGCUUUCAGCGGGCUUGAAGAUAUACAAUCGGCCAAUAGGAGCCCCACGACUCACGUGGCUCCAUUAGAAGAAAGAAACCCCGAUGACGAAGACAUGGAUGAUUCCAUGUCGGAUCUUUCUGAAGUCUUACUCGAACCUACUAUCAAUGUUGCCAAUCUUAGACCGUCUGGUUUGAAUGAAUCAUUCAAUAAAAACACAAACGAAAUGCAGAUUGUUGCAGAAUCUGAAUCUAUCGAUGAUCCUGAGUCUUUUGAUUUGAUGCCAGUCAAUAGUCUAAACGCCAACAACCAAUCUAAUGAAUCUGAUCAUGGUCUCACACAAGCUGAAUCUACGACAGCAUUCGCUACAACCUCUGAAGCCGACGACACUUUCUCAUUGAGUGUAACCUCCUCAUUCGAGAAUGAUGAUACAGACAUACUUCGCCAAUUCCUUACCAGAGUCAAGGCAGAUAAAGCUGCAAAAGCUGCAGCUCCCGCUCCCAAAAAGAGAAAAUCAUUGCCACAUUCACCUCUUCGAAUUCCGCUGGGAGAUAUUAUGAAUGCAGAAGCAUCAUCACCAGUUCAAGCACCAAGGGAUGACUUUGACCUUAGCGUUCCGGAAGUAGCAUCACCUUCACGCAAAAGUCGUGCCACAGCUCCACCAUCUACGGAACAGUCAGAGGCAGAAGCUAAAUCUAUCAGGCGCAGUGGAAGAACUCGUCCACCUGUCCUUAAGAUUCCUCUUCCAGCACCCAGUUCUAUUCCAGUUCGAAGACUUGGUGGACAGGAUGAUACUAAUGUUACUCUCAAGCAAAGUGUUGAAAAGGAAUUAGCUGCCUUGACUCGUGUUAAUACUCGGAAGAAUAAAGCAGGUGCUGUUUUUCCGGAAGUAGUUUUAGCGAGAAAAGCGGAUGGAAAAGAGAAUCCUGCCAAGAGACAAAAAGACUUGAAGGAGAUGUACGAAGAGAAACUCAGGAGAGAAAGGAAAGCCAAAGGCAAACCGAAGAAGUCAGUAGUGUGGGCGGAGGAAAUUGCUCAGUAUCAAACUUUAGAGAAGAAAGAAAGAAAGACUAUGGAAAGUAGAAAGGUUAAUAAGAGUGGCGAGAGGAUUGUAGAUGAAAGUAAACCCGAGGAAAAGGAGAAAGUGGCAGAAUCGAAGGAGAAGAAGGGUAGAGUCAAGACGCAUACGAGUUCUAGUUCGAGACCCAGCAAGAUUGCCACGGGCAUUCCUACUGCUAAUGGAACGCCAGCUAGGAAGAAAAGAGUGGCGAAACCGUAGUAUUGGGGAAGAGGAAAGGGGGCUUGUAGAUGAUGGAUGGAUGGAAUUGUGUAUGUUUGUAUAUGUUGCUAGCUAGAUAGGUGUUUUGGUGGAUAGGAUAGGGGAUGGAGUUUGGAGCUUGAAGCUUAGAUCGUUUGCAGCGUUUUGCAGUUUGUGGAGUGAGGGCGGUGGAGUGCAUUUGUUUUUCAUUAUACCUAGGGGUGCAUUGUUCAGUGGAGGUCUUUGGUCACUUUUCUGUUUCUUACAAUGAAUUAAUAAAUGAUUGAUGAUGGCUUAAUAGUAUUUUGGGAAUUGUAUGUUUUUGUGUGAUGUCAUACUUAGGGAGUAUCUGAUAUGCGUUGUAGCUAGUGAGGGGGGAGGGUAGCGAAAUAGGAGGUUGGCACCCGUUUAUUAGUGAGGAGGGAAAUCGUCGA